Molecule: messenger RNA, 1250 nt
Organism: Maniola jurtina (meadow brown)
Lineage: Eukaryota; Metazoa; Arthropoda; Insecta; Lepidoptera; Nymphalidae
Product: mitochondrial import receptor subunit TOM40 homolog
Exons: 1
Coding region: 119-1087 (322 amino acids)
Source: RefSeq, a predicted model, not a curated record
GUUUCUAACUGGCCACAUGUCGUGCGCGCAGUUAAAAAUAUUCCUAGACAGGUCACUGACGCAAGACCUGCUCAUCAAAAAUACACAAAUGUAAAAAUUAAUAUAAAAACAGAAAAAUAUGGACAUUAAGGAGUCCGUGUUUAAAGACGAUGUCAGCAAUUUCAUAUUCAGUCUCCAAAAAUUGUUGCCCAAGAAAAAGGAAACUUUGACGAGUAUCUUCGAGUUUGACAAGCCAACGUUGAUAAGGCUCAAUGAUGUCCAUUUGGAGGCGAAGAACGUGUUCCCGAAGUGCUUUGUCGGUGCCAAGUUGGUUGUCCUUCGACAGAUAAUGGACAAGGUCAAGUUAAUGCAGAACUACAGUUUCGGCAAAACGAAGGAAUCCUACAAGUGCUUCUCACAACUUUUAUACAAGGAAAUGGAUACAAAAAAUAUUGACGAUGGCUUGCUGAUAGACUCUACAGGAUCAGCGAUAGCUACGUAUAAAGAGACAAUAGAUGACUUCGAAAUGAGAUUGACCUCAAAGAUAAAAGAUAUAGUUUCAUCAGAAACGGAGAUAGUCUUUGAGAAAGACAGUGAGAAGUUUAUUGGCUCUAUUUCUUGCUCCAUGAAGGAUGUAGACCCGAUAACCUUGAAUCUGGUGACUCAGUGGAUGUAUAAGGUUAGGCCGGAGAUAAGUAUUGGCAGCGAACUUGGUAUACGACCUCUGUCGUAUCCUCUUUCGCCUGAGUUAUCAUUCAGCGCGCGGUACGAACGUCAAUCCUUCACUCUUUCGUCUACUCUAAGCAGGCUCGGUUUUCAAGUGUGCGUGUUCAAGCAGUUCACCCCAGAUUUACGGAUAGCGACCAUAUUUAAUGAGAGUAAUAAGGGCGGGCCGGCUUCCGUCGGUUUGGCGCUGCACAAAAGCUACGAAAAUGGGUCACAGUUGAAAAUGUUCGUGGACUCACAGCGCUGUGGAGGUUUCACAUACGAAAGGGACGUUCUGUUUCAGGAACAUAACGAAGUUCGCGUUAUUCGAUUGCUGGCGAGCACGCUUAUAGACCGGCAGAGGCGGGUGCGGUUCGGCUUCGGGUUUAAUUUAGAUUUUUGAACUACCCUCCUCAUUUGUAAAUUGAUUGUUAAUACGUUUUUGUAGUCAUAUUUGUUUGUAUAUAAGUAUACAUAGGUUUUAGUUAUCGAUUUAUUGUUGUUGAAGCGCGUGGUUUGUUAUACUGUUUUGUGAGUGUGAUUAAAAAUUAUUGAUUACUACAAUA